AUGUCGGAAGUUUCAACAGGCAGAUCAUCUUUUGAAAGAACACCUGAUAUUUAUAUAAAACUUGCAAAACAAUAUAUAGAUAAAGGUCCAAUAAAACGACCAACUGCCAAAGAAGUCUAUGAAAAAUCACAAGAAUGGGAAAUAAUUCUUAAUAAGGAACAAGGAUUAAAUUAA
Molecule: messenger RNA, 174 nt
Organism: Cetraspora pellucida
Lineage: Eukaryota; Fungi; Glomeromycota; Glomeromycetes; Diversisporales; Gigasporaceae
Source: the annotation of a GenBank genome assembly